This is a messenger RNA of Drosophila virilis, 3608 nucleotides long. It is a transcript of the gene klg, whose product is annotated as klingon. Gene Ontology annotation, cellular component: plasma membrane; neuronal cell body; axon. The record is from RefSeq and is a predicted model, not a curated record. Gene Ontology annotation, biological process: synapse organization; homophilic cell-cell adhesion. NCBI's taxonomy places the organism in Eukaryota, Metazoa, Arthropoda, Insecta, Diptera, Drosophilidae. Gene Ontology annotation, molecular function: axon guidance receptor activity; protein binding.
CUGACAUAAGGUUGACACGUUCCGCGCGCGUACGCGAUUUCGUUCCCUGCUGCUCAAAAGAUAGAUAGAGUUAUAGAUUCAGAUAUUGACCCAAGAGUGAAUCAGUUUCGCUGUGUUGUCGCUUAUGCAUGUGCGUACUUAAGCUGCCAAGAAGGUAGACUUAAUUGGCUAAUUAACUCGAACAAGCCUUGAAUUACUCGCAUAAAACACAAAAAGUUGAUUAAAAUCAAAUAACUGUCAUCCAUAAAAGGUGUAUAAAAAGUGAAAAACUUAUACGAAUGUGUACCGAAAUGUUGUCAUAGAUUGGGCCUCCUUACAAUAAGCGUCAAGGACAAUUAAACGUUGGGCGCUUAAUAGAACACACAAUAAAAUCUGUCAAAGGCAAAGUGAACGUAUGCAAUACAGAAAACGCAUGUGGUUCAGUGCCUAGUUGCUAAUUAGUUGGAAAAGCAAAGAGCGCUUUUGAAAAAAACAUAAAAUAAAACUAAAAUUGAGCAAAAAGGAAUGAUGCGUGCCAGAAGCGCUGGAAUUUAAUGCAAAGUAUGUAAGCUUCUAAUAAAUUAAAACUUAAAGAGGACACGAAAUAGCGCAUUGUAUUUCACAUACCAUAUCAAUUACGGGAAACAUCUCGCGCCGCACAAGAGACCACUUCAACCAAUUUUAAAAGAGGGGUGCGUAUACGUAGCACGGGAUAAAACAAUGAAAAUAAUUUCGGGUAGCAUACGCCACGGGAGCGGUGCGACUUCCUCAGCGUGCAGUCGACCCCGCAACCAAGUGCCGCUGAAAAUGAAGUGUCCCAUUUUGAUUGUAAUUAGCCUAGGAUGUCUGCUUUCCGCCCUCUGCUACGCCGAUGCCACCACUUCAAAUCGAGGAACCAAUACCCGAUCCCUGACAAAUGCCCAGCAACUAAUUGCGGCCUCUUCCACCUCGCUGACUGCGGCGCAACCGCGCUUCCUUUCCCGUGGGCACACCUAUCGGGCAGUAGUGGGUGACACGCUUGUCCUGCCCUGUCAGGUUGAGAAUCUGGGCAAUUUCGUCUUGUUGUGGCGCCGUGGCCCAAAUGUACUUACCGCCUCCAACAUCAUGGUAACACGGGAUGAGCGCGUAAGACUGAUAGAUGGUUAUAAUUUAGAGAUAUCAGAUUUGGAACCACAAGAUGCAGGGGAUUACGUUUGCCAAAUCAGUGACAAAAUAAAUCGUGAUCAAGUACACACAGUCGAAAUUUUGGUGCCUCCAAGCGUUCGCGCUAUCCCCACAUCGGGACAGCUGCAGGCACGAAAGGGCGGACCUAUUACCCUUGAAUGUAAGGGAUCCGGUAAUCCGGUACCAUCAAUUUACUGGACCAAAAAGAGCGGCACUGGCAAAUCGCCGGCUAGAAUUGGUGAUGGACCUAUACUAACUUUAGACAAAUUGGAGCGCCAACAAGCGGGGGUAUAUCAAUGCACCGCCGAUAAUGGCGUCGGAGACCCAGUUACGGUGGAUAUGCGACUGGAUGUUUUAUACCCACCGGAUAUUCAAGUGGAAAAAUCCUGGAUACACUCUGGAGAAGGAUUCGAGGCAAAACUCGUUUGCAUUGUUUACGCUGAUCCGGUCGCAACGGUGUCCUGGUACCAAAACUCAUUUCCGAUUCAAACAACCGAUCGGCGAAUUAUGAACACAAGAGCCAAUCGACAUACACUUACCAUACGUCACAUCCAGCAGGAGGACUUUGGCAACUACAGUUGCGUAGCUGAUAACUCUUUGGGACGCUCCCGCAAGUACAUGGAACUCUCUGGUCGGCCUGGUCCCGCUGAGUUUUACUCGCCAAAGUGGGGACGUUCUUCUGAUAGUUACAAUUUGACAUGGAAAAUCGAUAGCUAUCCCCCUCUAGAGGAGGUGCGCCUGCUCUACCGACGAGUACUGAUGAAUGACACAUUUCAGCAGCCAGGAAGAUGGCAUGAUUUUAUUCUCACCCCCGAACAUCGUCCAGCCUCUGAGCCCCUUACUCAUAUCAUGUCUUACACUAUUAAGCAUCUGCAUCCAGGUGCAUAUUACGAAGCAAUUGUUCAAGCUAAAAACCGAUAUGGUUGGAAUGAGGUCAGCGAUAUAUUUCAAUUUAUCGUUGCCAGCAACAGCAUGGACAUUGCGCCCGAGGACGCCGAAGUGGUAGCCAGUUCAAAGUCGCGCAGCAACAGCGGCGCAUUCAGCAGCCUACAAAACGCUAUCCCCCAUUGUUUGCUUCUUCGUGGAGCACUGUUGCUUGCCUUUGGCUUGCGAAAUAGCCAGUUUGAACGACUUCGUUUUGGCUUGGGAUAAGCCAUACAUACAGCGUCGGCUAUGCCGAGAAACUUGAUUUCUUAUAAAGUUAAAUUUGUAUUUUGUUUAACUUGUUUUUUUGCCAAAAAGGUUAGGGAAAAUAUGAAGACGAUCUCUAAACUACACGCUUUAAAAGAUACUAUAUAAGUCUUCAACAUUAUUUCAUGUAUCUAAAUGUGCAUCUGUAAAACACAUUCACUACUUAAGCCCAUUUAAAUGUAUAUUUUGUUUUUACUGCCACCGUUGAAUUUAAUCAAUCAUUUCGUACAGGUACUACAGAAAACAAACCAAAGAUACACCCAGAUUAGAUUUAUAAAAAUAUAUACAAAAAAAAUUAGGCAAAAACUUAACAACCUCCAAUGUAAAUAAUUUUUCAACCAUUUUGUCAGCCAUUAAAUUAGCUAUUUCAUGAGCGCAGAAUAAAAAGUGCGAGUAAUACAAAAACGUAUUAUAAAGGGCAACUGCGAAUGCAAUAUAUGAGAAUAUGAAAGCAGCAAAUCCAUAGUAGGAUAGUCCACUCGAACUAGGUCAUGUAAAUAUGCAUCAGAUAUUUGAAUGUGAAUUACAUUUUAAGUAUUUCAUAAAAACUCCAAUGCGUAAAUAAUAUAUGUAAAUUAAGCAAGCAUUAUAUAGUGAUAUUAUUUAGUUUAAAAUGAAAUCAUAAAUACCUAUGAAUAGCAAACGAAACACCACUGUAAAAUGUUAGCUGUAAGGUAUUUUUAAUAUUCCUGUUUUUGUUUUUGUUUUUAUUUAUUUCGCUCAACUUAGUUGUAAGUGCACCAACCACAUUAAUUUAGAAUAACGUUUCGAAUUAUAGUUAGCAUUUAAGAAAACAUGUUGUACCACCAAAAACAAGAAAACUAAAAUAAACCCUAAUAUAAAAUUCAAACACGCAUUUUAGCAAACUAAAAUACAGAUUAUAAGUAAACCAUGAAUAACAGCUCAUUAAAGUACUUGUAAAUACAAGGACAUUGAGCGCUGUAUUUGAUCAGCUUUUGCACCUAGCAGUUGUACGAUCGUACUUGUAUAUUUAGCCACAAAAUACGGCCAAGCUAAUUUUAAGCAUGCAAUAUGAACCCAUACAGAUACGACUUUUGUGUAGUUGCACUUGAAAUAAAUUGUCGAAUUAGAGGUAAAUUAAUUAUGUGUGUUAAUAAAUUGCCACUAAGAAGUGAACUCGUAAGCAUGGGUUAUGGUGUAACUACUGUAAUUGAAGCAUUAACAACUUGACAAUUUACAGUAGCAUCAAGUUAAUCAGACAAGUAAAAAUAAUAACAUUAGAAUGUAUUUCCUGAAUAUAUGUCAACUAAAAA